Molecule: messenger RNA, 1848 nt
Organism: Teleopsis dalmanni
Lineage: Eukaryota; Metazoa; Arthropoda; Insecta; Diptera; Diopsidae
Exons: 1
Coding region: 1-1848 (615 amino acids)
Source: RefSeq, a predicted model, not a curated record
AUGCCUCUAACUACUAACAUAGCCACAGAUUCGGCUCAAUGGCCACCAGCUUCCGAAACAUUACAUGGAACGAGUCAUCAAUCAACAUCCAACAAUGCUCAGACAACAUCCAAUCAACACAUAACCCAAUCCAAUCCACAGACAGAUACCAUACAGGCAGCAAUCGAAUCCAUGAAUGAUGUGCAUGAGUGUGCAUGGAUGACAGCAUAUGCUGAAGGAGCCGAACAGGCAUUAGCUUCCCGUAAUCUCAUUACCUUACCGACAUCUAAUACUACAGUAACAGCAAUAACCAAAACUACUACCUCCACAACAACAACAACACCUCAACUACAUACCUCAAUCACAAAUGGUCAAACACACAUAUCCGAAUUAACUCGUCCUCAAAUACUCACUACAAUUGCACAACAUUAUGUACCUGACAUUCUCUAUCCGAAACCAAUUCCCGGAGGUUUCACCAAUCUAACUACCCUAAGAGUACCCAAGGAAGUGGAAAUAUUGCUAAGCUUUGGGCCUCAAUACUGUCCAGUGACUCCUCCAUCACUAAACGAUUACAUAUCUGCCAUAUACACCUACUAUGAUGCACAUCUAGAGGCCACCACUGAUCUAAGUGUUAUCUGCCGACAAGAAAUGGAAAAUCAUGCUUCCAAAUUUUUGGAUGUAAUGGUUAAGCACCGUCAACCAACUCCAUUCCACAAGAUGCUGCAACAUCUCUUCCAACAAACAUAUAAUUUUAUACACCUACAUGAUCAGAUACUAACCAUACAAGCCGAUAAAAGUAAAUCGACCAUUUUGAUACAUAAAAAUGAAUACAUCAACAAAGUGGAAACAUGGUUACAAGCAUAUCUGGCAACUGGGUCUUGCAAAGAGUAUAAAGGGGACAUAGGGCUAUUGGUACGAAAAACUCACGCCCAAUAUAUAAGAAUAUUUAGAUCAUUAUGUCGUGUCUAUAAAGGCAAUAACAAUCCAUACCCAUCUAGUAUACAUAUGUUACUGCGGAGUCAUAGCUAUGAUAAGCCAGCCUUACCUUAUUUAUAUGGCACUAUUAAGACACAUAAACCCAAUAAUCCUAUACGACCAAUAUGUAGCCAAAUAUGUUGGUACUCACAACCCAUACAAAAAUUGUGUCAACAUAUACUAGAGACAACCACAAAGACUCGUCUAUCAAAUCAUAAUUUGUCUGAUAUCAACCAACUCACCAACCAUAUACUACAACUAAAACACAUACAUGGCUACGUUCUUGUAACAAUGGAUAUAUGUGAUAUGUACCCGACCACCCAAAUUGCAUCUUUAUGGUCGUUACUGGAGGACAUGACCACUGAAUCUUGGUUCCAAACCGCCUGUCCAAUAGAUAUAGAAAUCUUCCAACGCAUGCUAAACUAUAUAUUACAACAGUGGAACUAUUUUACAUUUAACGGUACAGUAUACCAACAAGUUGAUGGACUACCACAAGGAGGCAGCGCCUCUGGAAUAUUAGCUACUUUGUACCUAGAUACACAAAUUUCAUUAAAUUACAACACAUUAUUUUUAUCCCAUCAUGUGCACUCAUGGUGGAAGUAUGUAGACGAUGUAUUGCUGUAUAUGCCUCAAUCAAGUGUGCAAAGUUUUGUGGAAACUUUCCCACAAUUAAUAAGGUACGAAGUAACUUAUGAAAUAGAGAAGAUCAACCCAACAGCCGGACCUUAUCCAACUAUAGCAUAUCUAGACUACAACAUAGAACAUACGCCUACCACCUUUCAAAUUUCCAUACAUAGCAAACCAACUGAGUCUCAGCGAAUGCUGCAUUAUACAUCUCACACUUCUCAAUCAACAAAACGCUCAGCUCUAUCAUCACACAUACGCCGGAUAUAG